UGACGGCCAGAGGCUCCGGGAGCGGAAGCCGGGGUCAGUCCCGCUGGCUGUACCAGGCUGGGGAUCUAAGGGGACCCUUGCGUAGGGGGAGCGGAGGUCGCGAGUCCGUGUGCGACUGCCGGCCCUGAAUGAGCGCCACUGGCGCGGCCCUAGUGACAGGUUCUUUGAUGGAGCAGCUAGUCUAUGAGCAGCCCUGGUUUCAUUUCAUGAUCUUCAGGCUCCAGCCCUGAAGCCAACUAGACAUCCCCACUGGUGAGGAGAGCAGCUGGCCACCCUCACUAUGUUGGAUUUUCUAGCUGAGAACAACCUCUGUGGCCAAGCAAUCCUGAGGAUUGUUUCCUGUGGCAACGCCAUCAUUGCUGAACUUUUGAGGCUCUCUGAGUUUAUUCCUGCUGUGUUCAGGUUGAAGGACCGAGCCGACCAACAGAAAUAUGGUGAUAUCAUAUUUGAUUUCAGCUAUUUUAAGGGUCCAGAGUUAUGGGAAAGCAAACUGGAAGCUAAGCCAGAGCUACAGGAUUUAGAUGAAGAAUUUCGUGAAAACAACAUCGAAAUUGUGACCAGAUUUUAUUUAGCAUUUCAGAGUGUGCAUAAAUACAUUGUAGACUUAAACAGAUAUCUAGAUGACCUCAAUGAAGGUGUUUACAUUCAGCAGACCUUAGAAACUGUGCUUCUCAAUGAAGAUGGAAAACAGCUUUUAUGUGAAGCACUGUACUUAUAUGGAGUGAUGCUGCUGGUCAUUGACCAAAAGAUUGAAGGAGAAGUCAGAGAGAGAAUGCUGGUUUCUUACUACCGAUACAGUGCUGCCCGAUCUUCUGCUGAUUCAAACAUGGACGAUAUUUGUAAGCUGCUUCGAAGUACAGGCUAUUCCAGCCAACCAGGAGCCAAAAGACCACCCAACUAUCCUGAGAGCUAUUUCCAGAGAGUGCCUAUCAGUGACUUGUUCAUUAGUAUGGUCAUUGGUCGACUCAGAUCUGAUGAUAUUUACAACCAGGUCUCUGCAUACCCGUUGCCUGAGCAUCGCAGCACUGCCCUGGCAAAUCAAGCUGCUAUGCUAUACGUGAUUCUCUACUUUGACCCAUCCAUUCUGCACACCCAUCAGGCAAAGAUGAGAGAGAUAGUGGAUAAAUACUUUCCAGAUAAUUGGGUAAUUAGUAUUUACAUGGGAAUCACAGUGAAUCUAGCAGAUGCUUGGGAACCGUACAAAGCUGCAAAAACAGCUUUAAACAAUACCCUGGACCUUGCCAAUGUCAGAGAACAGGCAAGCAGAUACGCUACUGUCAGCGAAAGAGUGCACACGCAAGUGCAGCAGUUUCUGAAGGAAGGCUGCUUACGGGAGGAGAUGGUUCUGGACAACAUCCCAAGGCUUCUGAAUUGCCUGAGAGAUUGCAACGUUGCCAUCCGAUGGCUAAUGCUUCAUACAGCAGACUCAGCCUGUGAUCCAAACAACAAACGCCUCCGUCAAAUCAAGGACCAGAUUCUAACAGACUGUAGGUACAAUCCCAGGAUCCUCUUCCAGUUGCUGCUGGAUACUGCACAAUUUGAGUUUAUACUCAAAGAGAUGUUCAAGCAGAUGCUUUCAGAAAAGCAGACCAAAUGGGAGCAUUUUAAGAAGGAAGGCUCGGAGCGGAUGACCGAGCUUGCUGAUGUCUUUUCAGGAGUGAAACCCCUAACCAGAGUGGAGAAAAAUGAAAAUCUUCAAGCUUGGUUCAGAGAGAUCGCGAAACAAAUCUUAUCUCUAAAUUAUGAUGAUUCUACUGCUGCGGGCAGAAAAACUGUGCAACUAAUCCAGGCGUUGGAGGAGGUUCAGGAGUUUCACCAGUUGGAAUCCAAUCUGCAAGUACGUCAGUUUCUUGCUGAUACUCGAAAGUUCCUUCACCAAAUGAUCAGAACCAUUAACAUCAAGGAGGAGGUCCUGAUUACCAUGCAGAUCGUUGGGGACCUCUCCUUUGCUUGGCAGUUAAUUGACAGUUUUACAUCCAUCAUGCAAGAGAGCAUAAGGGUAAACCCAUCCAUGGUUACUAAACUCAGGGCUACAUUCCUAAAGCUUGCCUCUGCUCUUGACCUGCCUCUUCUUCGCAUUAACCAAGCAAAUAGCCCUGACCUUCUCAGUGUGUCUCAGUAUUACUCUGGCGAAUUGGUGUCCUAUGUGAGAAAGGUUUUGCAGAUCAUUCCAGAAAGCAUGUUUACUUCUCUUCUGAAGAUCAUAAAGCUUCAGACCCACGAUAUCAUUGAAGUGCCUACCCGCCUGGACAAAGACAAACUGAGGGACUAUGCCCAGCUUGGCCCACGAUACGAGGUUGCCAAGCUUACUCAUGCUAUUUCCAUUUUUACUGAAGGCAUCUUAAUGAUGAAAACGACUUUGGUUGGCAUUAUCAAGGUAGAUCCAAAGCAGUUGCUGGAAGAUGGAAUAAGGAAGGAGCUCGUUAAACGUGUUGCUUUUGCCCUUCAUAGGGGACUGAUCUUCAACCCUCGAGCCAAGCCAAGUGAAUUGAUGCCCAAGCUGAAAGAGUUGGGGGCUACCAUGGAUGGAUUCCAUCGUUCUUUUGAAUACAUCCAGGACUAUGUCAACAUUUAUGGUCUGAAGAUCUGGCAGGAAGAAGUAUCUCGUAUUAUAAAUUACAAUGUGGAACAAGAGUGUAAUAACUUCUUAAGAACAAAGAUUCAAGACUGGCAAAGUAUGUACCAAUCCACUCAUAUUCCAAUACCAAAGUUUAGCCCUGUGGACGAGUCCGUAACAUUUAUUGGUCGACUCUGUAGAGAAAUCUUGCGGAUCACAGACCCAAAAAUGACAUGUCACAUUGACCAGCUGAAUACUUGGUAUGAUAUGAAAACUCAUCAAGAAGUGACCAGCAGCCGCCUCUUCUCAGAAAUCCAGACCACCUUGGGGACUUUUGGUCUGAAUGGGUUAGACAGGCUUCUGUGCUUUAUGAUUGUAAAAGAGUUACAGAAUUUCCUCAGUAUGUUUCAGAAAAUUAUCCUGAGAGACAGAACUGUUCAGGAUACUUUAAAAACCCUCAUGAAUGCUGUCAGCCCCCUGAAAAGUAUUGUAGCAAAUUCGAAUAAAAUUUACUUUUCCGCCAUUGCCAAAACACAGAAGAUUUGGACAGCUUAUCUCGAGGCUAUAAUGAAGGUGGGACAGAUGCAGAUCCUGAGACAGCAGAUUGCAAAUGAGUUAAAUUUCUCCUGUCGGUUUGACUCCAGACAUCUGGCAGCUGCUCUGGAGAAUCUCAAUAAGGCUCUCCUAGCAGAUAUUGAGGCCCACUAUCAGGACCCUUCACUUCCUUACCCCAAAGAAGAUAACACACUCUUAUAUGAGAUCACAGCCUAUCUGGAGGCCGCUGGUAUUCACAAUCCACUGAAUAAGAUAUAUAUAACAACAAAGCGCUUACCUUAUUUCCCAAUUGUCAACUUUCUAUUUUUGAUCGCCCAGUUGCCAAAACUUCAAUACAACAAAAACCUAGGAAUGGUCUGCCGAAAGCCUGCCGAUCCUGUCGAUUGGCCACCACUUGUCCUGGGACUCCUCACUCUGCUGAAGCAGUUUCAUUCCCGGUACACUGAACAGUUCCUGGCGCUGAUUGGCCAGUUUAUCCGCUCCACAGUGGAGCAGUGUACAAGCCAGAAGGUACCUGAAAUGCCUGCAGAUGUUGUAGGUGCCCUUUUGUUCCUGGAGGAUUAUGUUCGAUACACAAAGCUACCCAGGAGGGUAGCUGAAGCACACGUGCCUAAUUUCAUUUUUGAUGAGUUCAGAACAGUGCUGUAACGUUUUUCUUCUUCUACAUCUUCAGUGAAAAGAUUGUUCUUAAACCUUCCCACCAUCACUAAAAUGAAUUUGGAAAUGAAAAGAAACACAACUGCUCAUAUAACUGCUUUUUUCCUUUUAUUGGGGGAAACAUCAGACAUUCUGAGUAAGAUGUAUCUCACAGCACUAGUUAAUAUAAUUAAUAUUGUUUAAAUCAUGGUAUUAUAUGCAAUUUAUAUUAUGUAGAUGCAGAACACAUUUUUGUACUGCCUGUUAUAAAUGCUGAAUUGUUAUGUAUAAAUCCAUUUAGUUUUAUGUUCAAGAGAACUUUUUGUGCAACUCCCAAUUUUUAGCAAAAUAAUACUGCCAAUACCCAAAGUUGUCCUGCUGCUUUCUGCUUAUGUUUCAAAAACUAUAUAUUCACCCUGUAAAAAGUCAUGUUUGGAAGGUGAGAGAUGAACCUGGUAGCACAGUGAGCCCAACCACAACAGCUAGCAGGCUGGCAGACACAUGUAGGCAGAUGUAACGACCACGUGCCACAGAAACAUUUAGUGGUGUCUGAGGCUCACGGUCUAUUUCCAAUCCCAGAUACCCUGGGGAAUUCCCAGCAUCCCUCUAUAGGAUUCCCUAACUUCAGCUGCUCCUUCCAGCCUCUUCUUUCCUUCCCCAGCAGCCAGGAGAGUAUACCUUCUGCAUGAAAAUUAUUCUGAACAGGGAGCAGCCAUUGUACUGUUGGUAAUUUGGACAUCAACAAGUUGGAUAAAAACAAGAAAGAUGUUUUGGGUAUUCUUUACGAUUUUCUUUACCAUUAUCAUGAAGCUAUAUAAAGAAAUCCACAAUAAGAAACAAAAAGCACAAGUGAGUUCGCUCUGCGUUUUAUUUGCAUGUCCCAUAAUGACGCGUCCCAAAUAGUGAAUGCAGAAGAAAAACUAAUUCCUUAGUAUUCGUGCUAAUUUAUGGUAACAGUCAUUUCUUUUAAAUAUCUAACUUAUUUUACCCUUCAUUUUAAGUUGCAAAUUAAAGGAUAUAUUUACAUGUUUAUAUACAAAUAACUUCAAAAACAAAUUCUAAUCUUGAUCCAAGAGUUUCACUUUAGAAGGAAUAUAGUAUACGCUAUAUACAUCCACUUCCAAAAGUCUCUUAAGACUUGGUGAGUUCCAAAUAUUCAUUCACAAAUGGCUCUCCUUUAAGCCUCACGAACCAAGUACUUCAUUUCUGAGUAAAUAAGAGGAACUAUUACACAACAGGCUUUGUACAAAACAGCACCACUACUAAAAAAGGCUCGGGGUUUUGAAAUCCAAGGUUCUGCUUUAAAGCAAAAAUAUAUGGCAUAGACUGCAACAGCAAAGAAGUGUCCAAUUAAGAUUAGUGGGUUAGGAGACAAUCUGCAAUUAAAAAAAAAGAAAAAUACAUUGGUAAAACCCAGAAAUUAAAAUUUGCUCAUAAAAAGACAGCAGUUCUGAAUCAGCUAAUAUAAAAGGUGGGAGUGCCUGCAUGAUGCAAAUGAUUAACAUGCUCAAUGCUAAACAAAAGGAUGGAGGUUCACGUUUACCUAGAGGCACCCCUGGAACAAAGGCCUGGUGAUGUACUUCUGAAAAAUCAGCCACUGGAAAUGCUAUGGAGCACAGUUCUACUCUGACCCAUACAGGGUUGCCAUGAUCAGAAUCAACCUGACAGCAAAUGGUUUGGUGUUUUGGUUUUUAAUAUCAAAGUCACCAAUUAAGCAUCAUCUAUAAAGCUAACACAAAAGUCUACAUUUUGGAGAACUUAUACAAGCUUGUGUCUCCCUGCUAAAUUUGAUGGCAGGCACAAAUAAUUUUUUUUACAAGAAACACUUAGAAUGUAUCUCCCCUUUCAGUAACUCCUCCUACUCUAGUUUACACCAGUCUCAGGCUUUGAGCUAGUUUCUUUCAAUCAUUUUGAAAUCCCAGUCUGAAGCACCGGAUGGCCUGGCCUAUGGGAGUCUAGGUUUUUCAAAAGAUGACAAUACUUAUAUUCAGAUUAUAAGUGAAUGAGAAAAAACAAAGAAUUUCACUUUGCAGACUUCUCAAGAAAUAGUUCCACAUAUGUCUGCACCAUCAAAACUAUGACUGAGUUUCCUGAGUCCCUGUGCUUCUAUCAAAUUAAUAUUUAAAUACAAAGUUCUCAAUUAUCCAUGGCUCCCACAACAUCAGACCGCACAGACAGAUCCACGGGCAGUUAGUCUCUUCUACCCCCACUUCUAAUCAAUGCUGUUCCCAGAAGUAAAACACAGAAUUAAAUGUUGCCUGUAUUCAUUUCUCUGGGCUACCUUGUGAAUGACAUGCUAAUGAAUAAUACAAUGACCAAAUGUCUAAGGAAGAAAAGAUUUACAAUAAAUCAUACACUGAAAUGUCCCAAGAAAAUCUGGCAUAGUUGUUUCUCUGUGCCACCUAGAGAACUUACACAGAAAGCAGCCCAACAGGACCAGCAACACAUUCUCCACCAAGUUUGAAAUAAAAAAAACAGGCUUUUCUUAGCUGAUGCAGGGAAUCUAAAAUAAAAUUUAAAAAUUAUUUGCAACCAAAAUUUUGGCACGUUUAUGUAAAAGCACUAAUGAUAUGUCAGAAAAAUUAAUGAUACAACAAAUAGCAAAUCUUAUAUGUAAUUUAAAAAAAACCCGAGUCCUGGAAUUUCAACAAUCCAUGAUUUCUUUUAAAUUCUACAGUCAACAUUAUGGAUAGCAAUAUAAGUAUGAAUUAACUUCUUUUCUGUUAAUAUAUAAAUUAAUAUACCAAACAUUUCGGUCUCAGAACUGUUUAAAAGCUAUUUCCUUAUGUUCUAAAUUCAUUAUAUGAUGCAAAAUACUUUGUCAACUUUUUUGUUGUAUAACACAAUCCUAGAAACCACAUUCCCAGUCUUAAGAUGCCCAACUCAUACCUCUAAUUGAGCAGUAAAUUAUCAAAUAAAAAGAUUGGCUGUGAAUAGUAAUAAAUAAUACUACCUUAUGUCUGUGUGGAGCCCUGGUGGGGCAGUGGUUAAGAGCUUGGCUGCUAAAAAGGUCGGCAGUUCAAAACCACCAGCCACUCCUUUGGAAACCCUAUGGGACAGCUCUACUCUGCCUAUAGGGUCACUAUGAGUUGGAAUCAACUCGAUGGCAAUGGGGUGGUUUUUGUUUUGGUAUGUCUGUAUAGUAUGUUCAAUACCUACCAAAGUAAUUCAUUAAAUUCUCACAACAUAGUAUAAUCCAUCAAUAUAACCUUUUUAAUAGUUUAGAAUCAAUGUUUUUUUUAGGUACACCUAGAUUUUUCUUUAGGACAGAUACAGGAUUCAGUAAGCAAACUUUAAUAAAGUUCUUCCCUCCUCCAAUCUUCCAUAACUUUUUUCAAUGUUUUGUUGGCAGAUUCAAAUUCAUAAUGCAAGAACUCCUGACGGGCUUAGAAAAACUCAAAGCUCAGUUCUUUUUCACUUCUCCAAGCAGCCAUUUUAACUUCCAUGCCAAUUAGGAAGAGAUUUGCUUGACAAAGCACUAUCAAUGAGGUGUUUUUUUCUUUCAGCAAGAGUGGUGGCUACAGAAAGCUGUUGUACUGCAUCAUGCUGCGGAAGCAGAUGACUAAAGCACUAGUCACUAGGGCCUUGGUCAGGUUAUACAAAUAGCUUAGUUGCAAAUACACUAAUCAGAUUUGAGUUAUAUUUAGUUUUAGGAGUCUUGGUGGUGCAGUGAUUAAGCACUCAGCUGCUAACUGAAAGGUUGGUGGUUUGAAUCCACCAGCCGCUCCGUGGAAGACAGACGUGGCAGUCUGCUUGUGUAAAGGUCACAGUCUUGGAGCAAGGGAAGAACGAAGAAAACUAAGGAUACAAGGGAAAGAUCAGUGCAAAGGACUAAUGGACCACAUCUACCACGGCCUCCACAGGACUGAGUCCAGUACAAGAUGAUGCCUGGCUACCACCACUGACUGCUCUGACAGGGAUCACAAUAGAGGGUCCCAGACAGAGCUGGAGAAAAAUGUAGAGCAAAAUUCUAACUCAAAAAGGAAGACCAGACUUGCUGGCCUGACAGACAAUAUGGCCCUCGGAUACUCUUUCAGCUCAGUAAUGAGGUCACUCCUGAGGUUCACCCUUCAGCCAAAGAUUGAACAGACCCAUGGAACUAAACAAGACUAAAGUGGUGCACCAGCCCUGGGGCAGGGACUGGAAGGCAGGAGGAACAGGAAAGCCGGUAAUAGCGAACCCAGGGUUGAGAAGGGAGAGUGUUGGCAUGUCGUGGGGUUUAUAAUCAGUGUCAUAGAACAAUGUGUGUACUAACUGAUGAGAAAUGAGUUUGUUCUGUAACCUUCGUCUAAAGUACAAGAAAAAAAAAAAAGGUUACAGUCUUAGAAACUCUAUGGGGCAGUUCUACUCUGUCCUCUAGGAUGACUAGGAGUUAAAAUCGACUGGAUGGCAACGGGUCUGAUUUUUGGAAUUUCAUGAACCUACAGUGAGCUGCUUCAUACACUGCUGUGGUUGGGAAGGGACAGAACUGCCUUUUCCUCCAUUUCUAACGGUGCUUCUGCGAAGUCACAUUUGCCUGAGCAUAUACUUUGACCAUCGCCCCACUGUAAUAGAGAAACAAAGAACUCAAAUA
Loxodonta africana (African savanna elephant) is the source of this 8321-nucleotide messenger RNA. It is a transcript of the gene WASHC5, whose product is annotated as WASH complex subunit 5. Bases 281 to 3760 code for a protein of 1159 amino acids. The transcript is spliced from 29 exons. The record is from RefSeq and is a predicted model, not a curated record. NCBI's taxonomy places the organism in Eukaryota, Metazoa, Chordata, Mammalia, Proboscidea, Elephantidae. Gene Ontology annotation, cellular component: endosome; WASH complex. Gene Ontology annotation, biological process: regulation of actin nucleation; endosome organization; actin filament polymerization.